UAGGCCAGAAGGGGAGAGUCUCCUCCCUCGACCUACUGCUCACACUCUAGGAAUGCAGGCCAACACCAGGGCAGGGAGUCAGUAGAUCAGGCUCUUGUGGUGUUCAUUUCCCAACUAGUUGGGGAAAGUGAGAGAGAAAUUUGGCUUUAAAUAACUGAUUAUUUUCCCAUUUCCUGUUGAAUUGCAAUAAAAUGUUGGCAAUGUGCUACCUACAAAUGUGCUGCCUACAAAUGUGCUACCUACAAAUGUGCUACCUACAAAUGUGCUACCUACAAAUGUGCUACCUACAAAUGUACUUCACUGAAGAGAAAGGAAGGAGCAGCUGGGAUGGGACUUGGGGGGCUCAUUGGGAUAGAGGUGAUUCCUGAUGUGUGGUUCCUCUGUGCCCCUGCAGCUGGAGAAGGAGUACGUCUGCCGUGUGGUGGGGGAGUUCCCAGAGCACGAAGUGGUCUGUGAGGAGCCCAUCCUGGUGGUGUCCUACAAGGUGGGAGUGUGUCGUGUGGACCCCAAAGGGAAAUGCUGCAAAACCACCUUCCAGAGGCUCAGCUACAACGGGAAGAGCAGCGUGGUCAAGUGUCUGCCCCACACCGGCCGCACGCACCAGAUCCGGGUCCAUCUGCAGUUCUUGGGGCACCCUAUAGUCAAUGACCCCAUCUACAACAUGGAAGCCUGGGGCCCUGACAGGGGCAAGGGGGGUAAGAUAGAUAAAACAGAUGAAGAGCUCCUCAAGGCCCUGGUAGAGGAGCAUCGUUCCAAACAGAGCCUGGAUAUACUGGGUAUUAUGGAUGAGGACUUGAACUCCGGUGCUGGAAGUAAAGACUGUGGUGAUUCAAGUGAGUGCACAAAGCCUGUGCAGGCUGAUCCCAGCAGUGGGAAUUCCUGCCCUGCUGAGGAUGCUCAGGAUCCCGGGAGGGACACUCGGAAUCCUGGGAGGAAUGACACAAUAGGGUGUCCAUUGAACUCUGAUGCCAACCUGGAAACACAGGAAAGCAAAGAACUCAAUUCAUGUGACAAUCAGCAUGGGGAAGUGGGAGAAAAGGGUUCAGGAGAGAAGGACCCUUUGUGUGUGGAGUGUAAGAUGGUAAGGAGGGACCCAUCUCCCAAGGAGCUGGUGAUGUAUCUGCAUGCCCUGCGCUACAAGGGUGUGGGGUUUGAGUACUGCUCCAGGAUGCCUGAAUGGGCAGCAGAAGACUGGGAGGAAUGAGUGAGGAUGUGGUAAAGACCUCACAUGUACUUCCCCAGCAGUGCUUGAGGUGAACAGGCUGGGAACAGUCCUCAUGCUGGAGAGGAGGAGCAGAAGAUGAGGCUACAACACACUUCUGGGUUUAUGUUGCUUAUGGAUGAAGCAGCACUUCAGGGUACCACACACUGCUUGGCACAGGCAGCUUUGCCUUUCACCUCCACAUAACCUGGGGCUGCUGCUGAUCAUCCACACGGGUAUUAGUGAACAUCAGCAGUGGUUGUUGUUCUGGCCUCCUGUGUUCUUGGAGCUGACACCAGGAGCUGUUGGGUUGUUGUUUGCUGUGCUGGAUGUCAUACACAACACUACUCGUGCUGUACUUCACUGCCAGAUUGUGAAACUCAGACCUUACCACUGAGAGCAUCCUGAGCUGAAAGCAGAGCACUGUGAAGCUGAUCCAUCUGC
Molecule: messenger RNA, 1645 nt
Organism: Melopsittacus undulatus (budgerigar)
Lineage: Eukaryota; Metazoa; Chordata; Aves; Psittaciformes; Psittaculidae
Product: RNA pseudouridylate synthase domain-containing protein 2-like
Exons: 1
Coding region: 368-1204 (278 amino acids)
Biological process (GO): enzyme-directed rRNA pseudouridine synthesis
Molecular function (GO): pseudouridine synthase activity; RNA binding
Source: RefSeq, a predicted model, not a curated record